AUUCAUUUUCUAAAUUUAUUUUAACAAUCCAAUCAUGAUUUUUAAACUAAUUUCUUUGCCACAUAGAAGGUGAUCCACCUUGUAAGAAAAAAAAAAACUAUAAAACAUUGGACAACCUGUCCAAUCACAACAAUUACUUCGGAAUAGCAGAUGUGAUGGUGAAUAAGUAAAACUUUUGAAAUAAAAAAGAUAAUUUAAAAAUAACUUUGGCAGAAUUGAAUAAAUUUAUCCUCCCACAAAAGAUUGGAUGGUUUAGCGGGAGACGUCUUGAAACUUCAUUGCAAAUCCGACGCUCCUGCAGGACUCUUGAUUAAACGUCGGCGAGUCCUUGAUACGCGCGAUAUUGUGCAAAGUUGACGGAACAAAAUUGUGAGUUUGUUUUGUUUCUGAAGUUGAAUUGAGUGAUUGAUUAACACCAUGAAUUCCAGAAAGAAAAAGGACAACAAAUCCCGAAGCAGAUCCAAAUCGACAAUUAACGAUAUUGUGAUUGCUCGAGGUGAUUUAAAACAAGAAGAAGAUAGGAAAUAUAGUGUAAAAGUCUCAAAAUUAAUGGGAAGAUACAUGGUGGCCAAAAAGGAUAUCGAACCAGGUGAAAUCAUUUUGAGUGAACCUCCAAUAGUGGUUGGACCUUGUACGGACUGCAAAGUCCAAUGUUUGGGUUGCUACAAAAAUUUAGAAGAACAAGCCUUUAUAAAAUGCAAGACUUGCAAUUGGCCAUUAUGUUCCCAAAAAUGUUCAGGAUUGAACAACCACCUUGGUCAUAGCGAAAUAGAAUGCGCCAUUUUGAAACAAACUAAUUCCUCGAAAUUUUUAGACUACUCUAACUUGUUAAAAAUUAGAAGUCACAUGCAAGCAUUAGUUCCGUUAAGAUGUCUCAUUUUGAAGAAAACCAAUCCAAAAAAUUAUGAUAUUCUUUUAAAUAUGGAGCAUCAUAAUGCUUUAAGACAAAAUAUCCCGGAGGUGUGGAAUACUAACCAAGAAAAUGUUGUUAAUAGGAUAAUUAACGAUUGGGGAUUAAAGGAGUUUAGCGAAGAUGAAAUUCAUACUAUUUGUGGAAUAUUAGAGGUAAACUGCUUUGAAAUAGGACAAGAAGUUAACAUAAGAGGUCUUUAUCCAACAGCAUUCCUGAUGUCCCACGAUUGCGUGCCAAACACAAACCAUAAUGACGAAGAAAUUAACUAUUUCCUUACAGUCAGAGCGUCAACCAAAAUUCCAGAAGGACAUGCAGUUACACUAAGCUAUGCCUACACGCUACAGAAUACUUUAAAAAGAAGGGAACAUCUUUUAGACAACAAAUUCUUCGAAUGUUACUGCAAAAGAUGUUCAGAUCCAACUGAGUUGGGUUGUUAUAGUGCAGCGUUGUUGUGUCCAAAAUGUAAAACUGGUGUUGUUCUAUGUGAUAAUCCGUUGGAUUUUGAUUCUUCAUGGAGCUGUACCAAUUGGUCUAAAAAAUGUCCCGGGUACACCAUACCAGCCAGGUCGAUGAAAUUAUUACUAAACAGGAUAACUCAAGAAGUGGACCAAAUAGACAAUAAUGACGUUGUAGCUAUGGAGCAGUUUUUGAACAAGUACCGAAACGUAUUGCAUCCGACCCAUUACAUUAAUUUAGGAAUAAAAAUAUCGUUGAGUCAACUGUAUGGGAAAAUCAAAGGUUACUUGAUCCAUGAAUUAAGUAACGAAGUUUUGGAGAGAAAAAUAGACGUCUGUAGGGAGGUGUUGGAAGUGUUGGACAUCAUUGAACCGGGAUAUACACGAAUUAGAGGUGUCACUUUAUAUGAACUACAUGCUCCAUUGAUGAUAUUACUGACGAGAGAAUCGGCGAAACAAACUUUGUCAAAAUCUGAAUUUAAAAGAAGAUUGAAAGAAGUUUUUAAGUAUUUAACAGAAGCCAGUAUUAUUUUAAAUUACGAACCGAAAUCCUCGAUAGAAGGCAAUAUGGGAGUAGCUGCCAACGAGGCGUUAGGGCAAAUUAGAGAAUGGCAGAAGAUUGUUGGAAAAUUUUAGUAACAAC
This is a messenger RNA of Psylliodes chrysocephalus, 2011 nucleotides long. The record is from the annotation of a GenBank genome assembly. NCBI's taxonomy places the organism in Eukaryota, Metazoa, Arthropoda, Insecta, Coleoptera, Chrysomelidae.